Molecule: messenger RNA, 1494 nt
Organism: Stegastes partitus (bicolor damselfish)
Lineage: Eukaryota; Metazoa; Chordata; Actinopteri; Pomacentridae
Product: early growth response protein 2b
Exons: 2
Coding region: 1-1494 (497 amino acids)
Biological process (GO): regulation of transcription by RNA polymerase II
Molecular function (GO): DNA-binding transcription factor activity, RNA polymerase II-specific; RNA polymerase II cis-regulatory region sequence-specific DNA binding
Source: RefSeq, a predicted model, not a curated record
AUGUUGAACAAUAUGGAUUUGAAUGCGAAAGAUUCUUUUUACCCUCAAUUUGAGAAUUGCAACAGUUCUUCCUUGGGGAUGGAAAACAGCGUGCGGAAAGACAACCAGGAGGUGUACGUCGAUGCAGAGCGGGGGGUACCUGCCCAGUUUGGCCACGAAGGAACCCCCGCAACCCUCAAAACCGAAGCUUCCAACUCGGAAUUUGCUUUUAACCCCUGCGAGUGCCCAAAAGACGCCUACACCCCCUCCUCGCUCGCCUACUCCGGCAGUUUCUAUGUUGAGGCAUCUCAGGGAGCGCCGUGCAGCACCGAAACACUUCUCAAUAUGAUCACCGAGAUCGUGGGUAUCUCUACGCUGCCACUUUCAGAAGUGCAACAGAGCGGCAACAGCCGGGGAACUUAUCCGUCUCCUGCGCCGUUGGACAGCAGCAAUGGCAAUUUUGGAGACCCGUCGGGCGUCAAGAGGCAACCGUACACCUGCUCCGGACCUACUCCUCCGGUGUACUCUCCGGAUCAGUCGUGCCCGAGGUACACCGACGAUCAGGCCGGCAGUCAGGCCCAAGACCCGUCCACUUCCCAGCUCAGCUUCGGUUCCUCCCGAGCGCCAAGCCAGAAGAAGGCCGAACCAAAAUCAGAGGCUGCCUCGUUCCCCGUCGUGGUCAAGAACGAGUUCGAGAGCAGCUGCUACGAGUGGGGAACGUUUACCAAGUCUGACUGUUUGGAGACGAGUUUCCAGUCGGAGACCUUCCCGAUGUCGAGUGAUUUCCCACCUGACCAGCAAAUGGAUGUAAAGGAACUUUUAGACACGUUCCCCCCAAUUUGUCCCAACCCAGAGAUGGAGUUUAAGGUGGAGGGGGGGAUCAAACAGGAACCGUGUUUCUCUGACACCUGCUCCCAGAGCUACUCCAACCCCCUGUACAAUAAUUACCUCCCCCCACCGCCGAUGGGCCUCUCCUCCAACCUGAAGCCCUUCCCGGAGCCUCCACAGCCAUCUAACAAUCAGUGUGAUUCCUUAUACGCGUCACCAGCUUUACCCAGCACCAUAGACUCCAUCCUGUACUCUUCCUUGUUGCCAGAUUCUUUCGCCCAAAGUUACACCACCCGUGCGACGAAGCCCCCCAGGGCCAGAAAGAGCCCCGCCGCCUCCCACGGCCCCGCCAAAGAGAAACCCUUCACCUGCCCCAUGGAGAGCUGCGACCGGCGCUUCUCCCGCUCGGACGAGCUCAACCGGCACAUCCGCAUCCACACGGGCCACAAACCCUUCCAGUGCCGCAUCUGUUUGCGCAGUUUCAGCCGUAGCGAUCACCUCACCACCCACACCAGGACUCACACCGGGGAGAAGCCGUUCUCCUGCGACGUGUGCGGCAAACGGUUCGCCCGCAGCGACGAGAGAAAACGGCACGGACGCGUACAUCUGAAACAGAAGGAGAAAAUGGAAAUUAAGCCACAGGUGACCACCGGCACCUGGCCAUUCACUCUUCCCGAGGGAAUUUGA